Molecule: messenger RNA, 1204 nt
Organism: Pseudomassariella vexata
Lineage: Eukaryota; Fungi; Ascomycota; Sordariomycetes; Amphisphaeriales; Pseudomassariaceae
Exons: 2
Coding region: 248-1156 (302 amino acids)
Biological process (GO): RNA splicing
Cellular component (GO): precatalytic spliceosome
Source: RefSeq, a predicted model, not a curated record
CCGGAUAUCUACCACGUGCAACAUCAACGCUAGCAUAGAGUAUAAGCCAUGCAGCGGACGUGCUCAAGAGAUUUUUUUUCUCCAUCGGGCUAUUUGGAUCAAACAGAUAUCUCUCGGUGCCUGGUCGUAGAGGUUGGUUCUGGCAUUCUGAAGAAUACGAAGUACCUGGGCACUUAUAAGUAGAUUUCAACGCACUGACCAUUGUACAUUGGCCCCAGCUUCAUCAAUUGUCGCUGCAUAUCCACCAAUGUUCGUUCAACCAAAGCAGGACAGCAUUAACCGUUGCCACAUAAACACUCUGAUUCCCACGACGCCAAACACAGUUUCGAAGCAAAACAAUUUCAUCAACUGCAAAAUAAUGGCAGACCACCCUUCGAGACGAGGGGGCCGCUACCGCGACGAUCGUGGGUCACGAAGACGCGACACUCGAGAAUCAGAUCGCUACGAUGACAGACGAGACAGGCACCACAAAUCCCGCUCCGCAUCCCCCAGGAGGGACAGGCGCGACCGCCAUCGCUCCAGAUCUCGUGAUCGCAGAGAUAGGCGCCCGGACCAAGAUAGAGAACGCCCGUAUGAGCGAGAACGAGAGCUAGACCAAGAACGGCACUCCAGAGGAAGCGACCGGCGCCGCGGUAGCGAGCCUGAGCCGCACCGCAGAGCAGACAGACAAGAGGCACAUUCAUCCAGAUAUCGAGAUGCUCGCGAUGACGGCAUUAGACCAAGCAAAGAAAUAGCGACCCCAACCAGACCAGCUCAGAGUCCAAGCCAUAAUUCGCCUCUGCCCACGCGGCCCAAAGACAGGAGCAGAAAGAGUACACCUUUGUCAUUCAAGGUUGGAAAGAACAAUGAAGAACCACUUCGGGAAGGAGAGACGGACUUGAAGGUCAAAGCCGAGCGCUUCGGGGAACCUGCAACGCACAGUGGUGGGGAAGCUAUGAACGAGGAUCAGGCAGAGGACGAGGACGAGGACGAGAUUGAGAUUGAUGGUGGUGUGGAUAUGGCAGCCAUGAUGGGAUUUAGCUCCUUCGAUUCCACCAAGGGCAAGAAGGUCAAGGGCAAUGAUGUCGGAGCGGUCCGAAAGGAGAAAAAGUCCGAGUACCGCCAGUAUAUGAACCGCGUCGGCGGUUUCAACAGGCCACUCAGUCCUGGUCGUUGAACAAGGCGUGUUGGACUUAUUGGCAAGCCUGGUCCUGUAACCAGCGUC